UUUUUUUUUUUUUUUUGCUUGUUUUUUCCGCUUUAGUUUAGAUCUGACAGGGUUUGAUUUCGGGCAUUCCUAAAGAAAGGAAUAGGAAUUGACUUACAGAUAGAUCUGUUUACAAGAAACCUAAACAGCUUUGACCACUUCGCCACCUCUUUAAGAAAAAAUCUCUAAUGCUCAUAUAGAAAGAUGUCGAAAAAGUUCAGUUGGAGUUUUCUACCGACUGUUUCGUCUUCGAAACAGGAGCGCGUGGCGCGGCAGAGGAGCCGUAAGAUUGACGUUAUGCUGAAGCGAGGUGUUUUUAUGCUUCCUGAGGUGCUUUUAGUUUUGGGAAAUUCUCAAAGCGGGGUAUCCACUUUCCUCAAACAAAUGCGCAUUAUUACCGGACCAGAGUUCAGUCAACAAGAACUGAUCGACUUCAGACGGACAAUUUACAUGAACAUAAUAAUGGGUUUGCAAGCAUUAGUUAUAGAAAAAAUCAGUAUGGGCAUCCCAUGGGGAAAUUCAGCCAAUGAGACGCACGAGAUGUUGGUGACGUCUGUUGAAUCCUGGAAUAUGAAUUUAGAGCCCCAUACAUUUCAAGGCUUUGUUACGGCUAUCAACUCUCUGUGGAACGACUCUGGGAUUCAGGAGGCUUAUAGCAAGACUAAGAAAAUAUAUUUUUUGGUGACAUAUGAAUCUGUGAAAUACUUUCUUAACAACAUGAAUCGCAUCGGUCAGCUGAGCUACAUUCCCUGCAAACAGGACAUUCUCUAUGCACGUAAUUUCUGCACAGCUAGCGGUUAUUUUGUGCACCGUAAUAUCUUGAUAACGGAAUUUCGUUCAAAGCGGAAAUAUUGCCUUAGCCACAACACCACCGUCCUCUUCAUGGUUGCCUCCAGUGAGUUCGACCAAGUCAUGGAAGUGCCUUAUUCUUCAAAUGGGAGCACCAGCCUGGCUGAUUCCUUGGAAAUCUUUAAGGUCGUCCUCUGCCAUAGCUUUUUUCGCAAAUGUACCCUCAUCCUCUUCUUCAACAAAACUGACCUGCUGGCAGAGAAAGUACAGACUGCAGAUAUCCGGAAGUAUUUUCCAGAAUUCCAAGGUGACCCGCACAGCCUGGAAGAUGUGCAGAGAUUUCUCGUUGAGUGUUUUAGGGAGAGGAUGAUGACAGUGGACAACAGUCGCCCAUUUUUCUAUCACUUUACUACUGCGGUGGACACAGAGAACAUUCGGAUUGCGUUUGACAGUGUUAAAAAAACAAUAUUACGGGAAAAAUUAAAAGCUUUAAAGCUCCUGUGAGAACCAGAUGGAGCUGUUGUUUAGCAGUAUAACAGUAUAGUAGUUCACAUACUGUGAUAUUGUAAAAUUGCCACUGUUUAUUUGCCUUUUACUUGCAUAUUUUGCACACUUAUCUCAGUGCAAAUACAGGUAUGGACACAAAUAACUUGAAACUUUGUCUGGUUGACCAAAUCUUUACAGCAUUCAAAAGCAGCCAUCUUUUCAUGAAUACGUCACAAGAACCUGUUGAAUACUUUGCCUAUUAAA
This is a messenger RNA of Misgurnus anguillicaudatus (oriental weatherfish), 1518 nucleotides long. RefSeq names its product guanine nucleotide-binding protein subunit alpha-12. Gene Ontology annotation, molecular function: GTPase activity; D5 dopamine receptor binding; guanyl nucleotide binding. Gene Ontology annotation, cellular component: heterotrimeric G-protein complex; brush border membrane; cytoplasm. NCBI's taxonomy places the organism in Eukaryota, Metazoa, Chordata, Actinopteri, Cypriniformes, Cobitidae. Gene Ontology annotation, biological process: Rho protein signal transduction; adenylate cyclase-modulating G protein-coupled receptor signaling pathway. The record is from RefSeq and is a predicted model, not a curated record.